GUUUAUUUGCCGCUGAAACAUUUUGCUCCGAGUUUUUAUCGAAAAUUAGCUGAAAUAAGGUCCAAAUAAUUGUAAAAUUUAUUAAACAGCACAAAAAAGUGCAAAUUUUACCUAAAAAAAUAUAAAAAAGCAACAAUGACAUCAAUUAUAAAGCUGCACACCAUCUCAGGAGCCAUGGAUGAGAGUCCUCCCUGCUAUUUGCUCGAAGUCGAUGAAGUCCGUAUCCUACUUGACUGCGGUUGGGACGAGAAAUUCGAUCCAAAUUUCAUCAAAGAGCUCAAAAAAUACGUUCAUACCAUCGAUAUUAUCCUUCUUUCGUAUCCGGAUCCGCAGCAUUUGGGUGCCUUGCCGUAUCUCGUGGGAAAAUUAGGGCUAAAUUGUCCCAUUUACUCCACAAUUCCCGUUUAUAAGAUGGGACAAAUGUUCAUUUAUGAUCUCUUCAUGUCGCAUUUCAACAUGUACGAUUUCGAUUUGUUCACGUUGGAUGACGUCGAUACGGCAUUCGAUCGCAUCACGCAGCUAAAAUACAACCAAAGUGUCGCGUUGAAGGGGAAAGGACUCGGAAUCACGAUAACUCCGUUGCCUGCGGGACAUUUAAUUGGCGGGACAAUUUGGAAGAUUGUCAAGGUCGGAGAGGAGGAUAUUGUGUAUGCGACGGAUUUUAAUCACAAGAAGGAGAGGCAUUUGAAUGGGUGUGAGUUGGAGAAAUUGCAACGUCCCUCGCUGUUGAUUACGGAUUGUUAUAAUGCGAGAUAUCAGCAGGCACGGAGAAGAGCACGGGAUGAAAAGUUGAUGACGAAUAUCUUGCAAACGUUGAGGAAUAAGGGAAAUGUCUUGAUUGCUGUUGAUACGGCAGGGAGAGUGUUGGAAUUGGCUCAUAUGAUGGAUCAACUGUGGAAAAACAAAGAAUCCGGUCUCUUGACCUACUCUCUCGCCCUUUUGAACAACGUCAGUUACAACGUCAUCGAAUUCGCCAAAUCCCAAAUCGAAUGGAUGAGCGACAAACUGAUGAAAAGCUUCGAAGGUGCUCGCAACAACCCAUUCCAAUUCCGUCACGUGCAAAUGUGUCACUCGAUGAAGGAUUUAGCAAACGUCCCGAGCCCAAAAGUCGUUCUCGCCAGUUCAGCUGACAUGGAAAGCGGUUAUUCGCGCGAACUUUUUGUUCAAUGGGCAUCGGGAGCGAAUAACAGCAUAAUUAUUACAAGUCGAACAUCGCCCGGAACACUCGCACGUGACUUGAUCGACAACGGAGGCAACGGAAGAAAAAUCGAACUUGAUGUGAGACGAAGAGUUGAACUAGAAGGCGCCGAAUUGGAGGAAUAUAUGCGAACGCAUGGCACAAAAGUCACAAAAUCCAUCAUUAAAGAGGAGGAAUCUUCCGAUUCGGAUUCUGAUGACGAGUUGCAAAUGUCGGUAAUCACGGGAAAGCAUGAUAUCGUCGUUCGCGCGGGAAAAUCUCAAACUGGGUUCUUCAAAUCGAGUAAAAAGCAUUACGCUAUGUUCCCGUUCUUCGAGGAAAAGAUAAAAUACGACGAAUACGGCGAAAUUAUCCAGUUAGAAGACUAUCGGUUGAUGGAUACGGGCGACGGAUACAACAACGAGAACGACACCGACAGCAAAAUGAACAUAAAACGCGAAGAAGACAUCAAAAAAGAGAAAGACAUCAAAUCGGAAGACACUUUACUCGCAGAACGUCCUUCAAAAUGCAUCAGCAGCCGAAAACUCAUCGAAGUAAAUGCCCAAGUUCAGUUUAUUGACUUCGAAGGACGUUCUGAUGGCGAUUCUUUGUUGAAAAUUCUCUCCCAGCUGCGCCCGCGACGCGUAAUUGUCGUUCGUGGCAGUCAAACCAACACAGAACUCGUCGCAGAUCAUUGCAGAAAAAAUAUUGGCGCACGUGUUUUCACUCCAAAUCGCGGAGAUACCGUCGAUGCCACGACCGAAUCGUAUAUUUAUCAAGUUCGACUCACGGAAGCGCUUGUAAGUCAAUUGAAAUUCCAAAAAGGACGCGAUGCAGAAGUUGCCUGGAUCGACGGACAAAUUUCCAUUCGAACGAAGCAGUUUGAGCAAGAAAAUUCCGAAGGCAAGGAAAAUACUCCCAUGGAUACGGAUCAAGUAAUCGUUAAAGAUGACGAACAAGAGAGAAUUCUCGCUUUGGAACCUUUAAGUGACGACACAAAAAUCGCGCCGCAUAACUCAGUGUUCAUUAACGAACUAAAACUCGUCGAUUUUAAGCAAGUUUUGAACCGAAACAACAUCCCAUCCGAAUUUAUUAACGGAGUUUUGUGGUGUGCAGGUGAAAAAGUCGCGUUACGAAGAGUUGACACGGGCAAAGUCACGAUGGAAGGCACUUUUUGCGAAGAAUAUUACAAAAUACGGGAGUUGUUGUAUGAGCAGUACGCCAUUGUUUAA
Messenger RNA from Culicoides brevitarsis, 2409 nucleotides. RefSeq names its product probable cleavage and polyadenylation specificity factor subunit 2 (gene CPSF2). Bases 136 to 2409 code for a protein of 757 amino acids. Gene Ontology annotation, cellular component: mRNA cleavage and polyadenylation specificity factor complex. NCBI's taxonomy places the organism in Eukaryota, Metazoa, Arthropoda, Insecta, Diptera, Ceratopogonidae. Gene Ontology annotation, biological process: mRNA 3'-end processing by stem-loop binding and cleavage. The record is from RefSeq and is a predicted model, not a curated record. The transcript is spliced from 3 exons. Gene Ontology annotation, molecular function: RNA binding.